CGCAGUCGGAAGCACGGCGCGGACCGCGGGCCACAGCUGGGGACGGUUGCCCCUCUUGCCCGCAGCGCUGACCCCGCAGUCGUCCUCCGCUGGGGCUCGGGCCGCCCUGGCCGGGGAUGGCGGCGGCGGCUGAGCCCGGGGCCCGCGCCUGGCUUGGCGGCGUCUCCCCGCGCCAGGGCAGCCCGACCUCCAGCCCGGAGCUGGGCGCCGGAAGCCGCUCGCGGUCGAGACCGGGGUCGGGUCCGGGGUCCGGGCCGGGGUCGGGGCCGGAGCGGGCGGGCGCUAGGCCCCUGGGCCCCGCCGCGCCGGGUCACAGCUUCAGGAAGGUGACGCUCACCAAGCCCACCUUCUGCCACCUCUGCUCCGAUUUCAUCUGGGGGCUGGCCGGCAUCCUGUGUGACGUCUGCAACUUCAUGUCCCACGAGAAGUGCCUGAAGCACGUGAAGACCCCGUGUACGAGCGUGGCACCCAGCCUGGUCCGCGUCCCGGUGGCCCACUGCUUCGGCCCCCGGGGGCUCUACAAGCGCAGGUUCUGCGCCGUGUGCCGAAAGGGCCUGGAGGCACCCGGGGUUCGCUGCGAAGUGUGUGAGCUGCACGUUCACCCCGACUGUGUGCCCUUCGCCUGCAGCGACUGCCGCCAGUGCCACCAGGACGGGCACCGAGACCACGACACGCAACUCCACCACUGGCGCGAGGGAAACCUGCCCUCGGGCGCGCGCUGCGAGGUCUGCCGAAAGGCUUGCGGCUCGUCCGACGUGCUGGCCGGCGUGCGCUGCGAGUGGUGCGGCGUCCAGGCCCUCUCCUGUACCAGGACUCCAGGCUCGAGCCCGUGCCCUCUCCCCCAGGCCCACUCGGUCUGCUCCGCGGCCCUCGCCCCCGAGUGCACUUUCGGGCGCCUGCGCACCAUGGUCCUGCCGCCGGCGUGCGUGCGCCUGCUGUCCCGCAACUUCAGCAAGAUGCACUGCUUUCGAAUCUCCGAGAGCACGGCCCCGGAGCCGGGGGAGGGAGACGACAGCGUGGACGGAGGCGCCCCCGCCGGCCCAGGGAGAGAGGCGAUGGCACUAGAGUCCAGCAAGCAGACUCUGAAGAUCUUUGACGGCAACGACGCGGUGCAGCGAAACCACUUUCGUGCCAUCACCGUCCCCCGCCUGGCCAAGAGUCAGGAGGUGCUGGAGGUGGCGCUGCGGGCCUACUACAUCACGGAGGACCCUCAGGGCUUCCAGCUGCAGGCGCUCCCUGCACGCGCUCUGGCUGGCAACACCAGGGCCUCGGGAAAGGUCUGGAGUGGUGGGACCACCGAGGAGGAAGGCAGUAGAGGCCCAGGGGCCCGAGACGUUCCCAGCAUCAUUCGCAUUCCCGAGGCCUGGAUUAUUCGCGCUCUGCCCCGCAGCCAGGAGGUCCUGAAGAUCUACCCUGCCUGGCUCAAGGUGGGUGUGGCCUACGUGUCCAUGCGUGUGACCCCGCAGAGCACUGCCCGGACUGUGGUGCUGGAGGCCCUCCCGCUGCUUGGACGCCAGGCCGAGGGGUUGAAGAGCUUCCAGCUGGUGGAGGUACUCAUGGGCAGCAGACAGGUCCAGCGCGUGGUGCUGGCGGACGAGGAGCCCUUGCUUGACCGGCUUCGUGAGAUCCGGCAGACGUCCCUGUGGCAGAUGAGCCAGACGCGGUUCUACGUGGCUGAGAGCAGAGUGGUGGCCCCGCGUGUCUCUCUGUUCGUGGGUGGUCUGCCCCCUGGCCGGUCCCCCCAGGAGUACAGCAGCCUGCUGGACGAGGCUGUGGCCAGCAAAGCUGGUCUGGUGUCCGUGAGCCACGUCUACUCCGCACAAGGUGCCGUGGUGCUGGACGUGGCCUGCUUUGCGGAGGCCGAGCGGCUCUACAUGCUGGUCAGGGACACAGCUGUGCACGGCCGGCCGCUGACCGCCCUAGUGCUCCCAGACGUGCUGCACCUGAAGCUGCCCCCGGACUGCUGCCCCCUGCUGGUGUUUGUGAACCCCAGAAGCGGAGGCCUCAAGGGCCGCGACCUGCUCUGCAGUUUCCGGAAGCUGCUCAACCCCCACCAGGUCUUUGAGCUGACCAACGGGGGGCCGCUGCCCGGGUUCCACGUGUUCUCCCAGGUGCCCUGCUUCCGGGUGCUGGUGUGCGGCGGGGACGGCACCGUGGGCUGGGUGCUCGCCGCCCUGGAGGAGCUGCGGCACCGCCUGGCCUGCCCAGAGCCCGCCGUGGCCAUCCUGCCCCUGGGCACAGGGAAUGACCUUGGCCGGGUCCUCCGCUGGGGGUCGGGCUACAGUGGAGAGGACCCGUUCUCCGUGCUGGUGUCGGUGGACGAGGCGGACGCCGUGCUUGUGGACCGCUGGACCAUCCUGCUGGACGCGCAUGAGGCCAGCGGUGGGGAGAACAGCGUGGCAGACGCAGAGCCCCCCAAGAUUGUGCACAUGAGUAACUACUGUGGGAUUGGCAUCGACGCGGAGCUAAGCCUGGACUUCCACCAGGCACGAGAGGAGGAGCCCGGCAAGUUCACGAGCAGGUUCCACAACAAGGGCGUGUACGUGCGGGUCGGGCUGCAGAAGAUCAGCCACCCUCGCGGCCUGCACAGGGCCCUCCGGCUGCAGGCGGAACGGCAGGAGGUGGAGCUGCCCAGCAUCGAGGGGCUCAUCUUCCUCAACAUCCCCAGCUGGGGCUCGGGGGCCGACCUGUGGGGCUCCGACAGCGACUCGAGAUUCGAGAAGCCGCGCAUGGAUGACGGGCUGCUGGAGGUGGUGGGGGUGACGGGCGUCGUGCACAUGGGUCAGGUCCAGGGUGGGCUGCGCUCCGGCAUCCGCAUCGCCCAGGGCUCCUACUUCCGCGUCACCCUCCUCAAGGCCACACCUGUGCAGGUGGACGGCGAGCCCUGGGUCCAGGCUCCCGGGCACAUGAUCAUCUCGGCCGCAGGCCCGAAGGUCCACAUGCUCAGGAGGGCCAAGCAGAAGCCCAGGAAGGCGGGGACCGCCAAGGACGUGCGAGCAGAUGGGGCGCCUGCCCCCGAUGGGGACUCCAAGUAGAGGCGGGUCCCGGAGCAGCGCUCGCUGGCGGAUGUCCUCGCCCACAGCCCCGACCUUGGGUGUUUCCCUCUUGUCCCGUCCCCGUGCCACACAGAAACUGCUGGGUGGGUAGUGGGCGCUUUCCCUCUGGCCUUCGUACCAGGGGUGGGUGGGCAC
Molecule: messenger RNA, 3191 nt
Organism: Kogia breviceps (pygmy sperm whale)
Lineage: Eukaryota; Metazoa; Chordata; Mammalia; Artiodactyla; Physeteridae
Gene: DGKQ
Product: diacylglycerol kinase theta
Molecular function (GO): ATP-dependent diacylglycerol kinase activity
Source: RefSeq, a predicted model, not a curated record